Messenger RNA from Phodopus roborovskii (desert hamster), 1517 nucleotides. RefSeq names its product HSPB1 associated protein 1 (gene Hspbap1). NCBI's taxonomy places the organism in Eukaryota, Metazoa, Chordata, Mammalia, Rodentia, Cricetidae. The transcript is spliced from 8 exons. Bases 15 to 1478 code for a protein of 487 amino acids. The record is from RefSeq and is a predicted model, not a curated record. Gene Ontology annotation, molecular function: 2-oxoglutarate-dependent dioxygenase activity.
UUGGCGUAGUAACCAUGGCAACAGACUGCGAGGGGAGCGCGCCCGGCUCCCGGACCCAGACAGCUGUCGGGGAGGAAGGUGAAUGCAUCAAACCUUUCACGCCAGAGAAAGCAAAAGAAAUUAUAAUGUCUUUACAGCAGCCUGCCGUCUUCUGUAACAUGGUUUCUGAUUGGCCCGCACAACACUGGACUGCAGAACACCUUUCGAAGGUCCUGCAGGGCAAGCAGAUCCGAUUCAGAAUGGGUCUGAGAAGCAUAGAUACAGUCCCUCAGUUUGAAACGGCAUGCAGUUACGUGGAUGCUUCCCUUGAGGAGUUUCUGGCCUGGAACUGUGAGCAGUCUAGUGUCCCUGGACCAUUUGAAGAUUAUGAUCAUUCCAAAUUCUGGGCUUAUGCUGACUAUAAAUAUUUUGUCAAUCUGUUUGAAGACAAGGCAGAUGUUUUCCGGGAGGUGAUGUGGUCUGACUUUGGGUUUCCUGGAAGAAAUGGACAGGAAAGUACACUGUGGAUCGGCUCCCUGGGAGCCCAUACUCCCUGUCAUCUGGACUCCUAUGGUUGCAACUUAGUAUUCCAGGUACAAGGAAGGAAAAGAUGGCAUCUCUUUCCUCCAGAAGAUAUGCCUUUCCUUUAUCCAACCAGAAUCCCUUACGAAGAGUCUAGUGUAUUCAGUAAAAUCAAUGUCGUCAACCCUGAUUUAAAGCGUUUCCCUCGGUUCCAGAAAGCUCGAAGACAUACGGUCACGCUGAACCCAGGACAGGUUCUGUUUGUCCCCAGACACUGGUGGCAUUAUGUGGAAUCCAUUGAUCCUGUCACUGUCAGUAUAAACUCCUGGAUUGAGCUGGAAGAGGACCACCUAGCCCGGGUGGAAGAGGCUAUCACUCGCAUGCUUGUGUGUGCCCUGAAGACUGCAGAAGACCCACACCACCCCAGAGCCUGGCUGAACCCCACUGAGGUUGAAGACACAUCUCAUGAAGUCAAUUGCUGCUACUUGAAUGAUGCUGUUUGUGCUUUUUUUGAUCGUUGUGGAAAAGCUAAAGUAGAGACGCAAGCACUGCGAGGGAACGGGGAGAACUGGAGGAAGGAAGAGCCAAGUGUGAAGGAUCACAUGGAUGUGGGACAGGCACACAGCCGGAGCUUCAUGGCGAGGACCCGGAAACGGGAGCUCGCUAGUCAGUUCGGCCCAGACCUGGUUCCUGUGACACCAGCAUCGGACGAUCGGCCUUCGGGAGAGGGAGGCGCACUGGGAAGUGACAGCAGAGAAUGCAUCGACAGAGACAAAGGACACUUUGCAGAACUGUCCUGUGCUGGCAGGCGACAGACUAGUGUAGGGGCAAGUGCAGCGGCGGAGCAGGUCACCUCAAGGUGUCCUGUGGCACCUUCUAGAACGUUUGUGUCCACAGAUGACUUGCUGGACUGCUUGGUGAAUCCACAAGUAACCAGGAUGGUGGCCCAGCUUUUGAUACAAGGAAAAAGUUUAUGAUUCUAACAGAUUGUUUUAAAUAAAAUUUUAAAAUAUGUU